Messenger RNA from Ilex paraguariensis (yerba mate), 1179 nucleotides. NCBI's taxonomy places the organism in Eukaryota, Viridiplantae, Streptophyta, Magnoliopsida, Aquifoliales, Aquifoliaceae. The record is from the annotation of a GenBank genome assembly.
AUGCUGAAAGGGAGGAUUUUGAUGAUGCAGAAACCUGACAUGACUGGUUUAGGAGAAUUUGUUAAACCAUUGAAUGAUGUGAUUAUGAAAGCGAAUGUGAUGACAGAAGGAAGACGGUCUGAUUUCUUCAACCACUUGAAGACCACUGCUGACAGUCUGACAGCGCUGGCAUGGAUCACAUACGCAGGCAAAGAUUGCGGGAUGAGCAUGCCUAUUGGGCAUGUGGAAGAAAGUUGGCAAAUGGCUGAAUUUUACAGCAACAAGGUUCUUGUAGAGUACAGAAAUAAAGACCCAAAUCAUGUGGAGUGGGCUAAAGCUUUGAAGGAGCUUUAUGUACCAGGUUUAAGGGAUUAUGUGAAAACUCACUAUCCUUUGGGUCCUGUAUGGAGUGCCACAGGAAAAACAACUGUAUCUGCUCCCUUAAAAACUCCUACCUCAAUUGCUCCUGCUCCUCCACCUCCUCCGCCAGCUUCACUCUUCAGUUCUGAAUCUCCUCAGCCGUCAGCUUCACACCCAAAGGAAGGAAUGGCUGCUGUUUUUCAAGAAAUUGGUUCAGGAAAGUCGGUGACAGCUGGUUUGAGGAAAGUCACAGCUGAUAUGAAAACAAAGAACCUUUCUGAUAGAACUAGCGUUGUUACUGCUAGUGAAAAAGGUCAUGUUAGUUCCUCCUCAUUCUCUAAAGCAGGUCCUGCAAAGUUAGAGCUUCAAAUGGGUCGGAAGUGGGUAGUUGAGAAUCAAAUUGGAAGAAAGAAUUUAGUCAUUGAUGACUGUGAUGCAAAGCAAACAGUUUAUAUUUUUGGAUGCAAAGAUUCUGUUCUACAGAUCCAAGGAAAAGUUAACAACAUAACUGUUGACAAAUGCACGAAGAUGGGUGUUGUAUUCACGGAUGUUGUGGCUGCUUGCGAGAUUGUUAAUUGCAAUGGCAUUGAGGUGCAAUGCCAGGGUUCAGCUCCUACCAUUUCAGUAGACAACACUGCAGGGUGCCAAUUAUAUUUAAGCAAAAAUUCUUUGGAGGCUUCCAUAACAACAGCUAAGUCAAGCGAAAUCAACGUACUGGUACCAGGUGUUGAGCCUGAUGGUGACUGGGGGAGCAUUCUUUGCCUCAGCAGUUUGUUCAUAUAUAUAAGGAUGGUCAGUUUGUCACGACUCCAGUCUCGCACUCAGGAGGGUGACUGGUGA